AUGGCAACCGCAAGAAAUAUAAGUCGAUUUUGGGAGUGGGGCAGGAAAAUAAUUUGUGUCGGAAGAAACUAUGCAGAUCACGCUAAGGAGCUGAAAAACGCUGUUCCCACAGAGCCCAUACUUUUCCUGAAGCCGCCGUCAGCCUACGUAAAAGAGGGGUCUCCCAUCCUGGUGCCCCUGUACACCAGUGACCUGCACCAUGAGGUGGAGCUGGGGGUGGUCAUAGGCAAAGGGGGCACCAGCAUCCCGCAGGCGGACGCUAUGGAGCACGUCGCUGGGUAUGCACUGUGUUUGGACAUGACUGCCAGAGACAUCCAGGACCAGUGCAAGUCCAAGGGUCUGCCCUGGACCAUGGCCAAGGCUUUCAACACGUCCUGUCCGGUCAGCGAGUUCAUCCCCAAAGAAAACAUCCCGGAUCCCUCUGAUGUCAAGCUGUGGCUGAAGGUCAACGACCAGCUGCGGCAGAGCGGCUGCACUUCUCAAAUGAUCUUCUCCAUCCCCUUUCUCAUCAGCUACAUCAGUGACUUCAUCACCCUGGAAGAGGGGGACCUCAUCCUGACCGGGACCCCCAAAGGCGUGUCAGCUGUGCAGGAGCAUGACGAACUGCAGGCUGGAAUAGAAGAUGUGCUGACCAUGACUUUUAAAGUAAACAGGCUAGAACUUUGA
Knipowitschia caucasica is the source of this 666-nucleotide messenger RNA. The record is from the annotation of a GenBank genome assembly. NCBI's taxonomy places the organism in Eukaryota, Metazoa, Chordata, Actinopteri, Gobiiformes, Gobiidae.